UUCGCCGACAUCGCAAAACAACAACAACGUGAUUGAAGAACGAAAUCGACACAUAACCUGUUAAAAUGUGGAACAACCAAGGCGGAGGCUACCAGCAAGGUGGUGAAGGUGGAGGUUACAUGUCCCCAGGUGGAUUUGGUACUCCACAGGCUUCUCAAGAAAAAAAGAUUAAGGAUCGUGCACAUAACCUGCUCCCAGUUACUGUGGGUGAAAUAUUGAGUGCAACCCAAAGUGAAGAAAAAUUCUACACAGGUGAUAUUGAAGUGUCGCAGGUUACGAUUGUUGGAAUCGUAAGAUCAGUUAAGGAAGCUCCGACACGUAUUGACUAUGAGAUUGAUGAUAUGACCGGGCCUCCAUUUGAAGUGAAGCAGUUUGUAGAUAAUGAUGAUAGCACACCAGACUCUGAGAGAGUUUCAGCAAUGCAGGAAAAUACCUAUGUUCGAGUGAACGGACACGUACGAUCCUUUGGUGGGAAGAGAAGUGUGGUGGCUUUCCGGAUGAUGCCCCUCACAGACAUGAACGAAUUAACAUGUCAUAUGCUCGAAGUCAUCCAUAGUCAUGCAGCAUUAUCACAGCAAUCUUCCAACCAUAUGAAAUCAAAUGGUUUAAACAAUAACACGAUGGGAAGUGGAGAUGUGUCAGGAUUUGGGGCUGUUAAUGGAUUAACUGCCACCCAAAACCAGGUACAUGUUAUCAUCAGAAAUAACAUGACAGAUCAAGGAGCCAAUGUAGAGCAGGUCUGCAAACAACUGAGAGGUGUGCCGGAGAAGGCCAUCAGAGAGGCAAUAGACUUCCUUAGCAGCGAGGGACACAUAUACUCCACGAUAGACGAAGACCAUUACAAGGCGACAGACAGUUGAGAAUUUAAACAGUUGUAAAUAACGGAGUAUACAACUGAGUGUGUGAGAGACUGAAAGUGGAGAUACAAAAUCAAUCCAGCUAGGAUUAAAACAAAAUACUAUGAAAUUAAUCUGGGAACUCCACUUUUUGUACAAACUUCAAAAGUUGUAAUUUUGCUAUAUUUAGGCAGAUGCUUUCUGUUAAAUGAGAGGCGAAUUUGUUUCUGUUUUAACACUGACCAAGAAGUUUCUGUUGGUAGAGUGCCAGGAGUGCCCUCAUGGUCGUUAAAAUUGUUUACUGUCAAAUCUUCUCACAAUUAUUUAUUUUGAUAGUGAUCAUGUGACUAGAUGAUAGAAGAUUGCUACUAGCAUCAUCAUAUUUAAGGAUGUUGUCCACCAAAUGUCUUCAUAUGAACUAUAUAUGGUAUACCACUGUAGGUACAGAGAAAUUGAAUUUACCUCUUUGAUACAGCAACUAUGGAAAGCGGCCAAAAAGAAACUAGCAAAGGAGCAAAAGACUUCUUUGUGAUAAACAAUUGCUGUAGAGUAGCAUUUUUGAGAAUGUAUGAUAGCUUUAGUAAAUUUAAGUUGCAUUGUUUUUGUCUGUAUUUAGCAGUUUAUUACAGUUAAACAGAUCGUAGAAGCUAAUUGGUAGUAACAUUUUUUCACCGAAGUGGCUUUUAUUGAACGACAGUGUCCUAGAGAGAAGUAAAAGGUAAAAGGGUUGUUAACUAGUUAAAAUAUGGUUAAAGUUUCAAAUUUAUUGUUUUUUACUUCACAUCGAUCAAUAUUCCUUUUCUUUUGUUAUGUGUAAAAGUUACGGGGUGCCAUCCUGUUCUUGGCCAGUACACCUGACGUGUUUCUACAUCUAUAUGGUAUAUCGGAGACAAUGCAGCAUCUAGUUAGCAUUGGUGCAAAUAUCACAGUCAUCUUUUGCACUUAUCUGUGACCUGUAUAGUACUUCAUCGCAUAGAAACCAAGAACCACUCCAUAUUAUCUGUAGCACUGAAAUACCUUCAUGUGGUUUACAAUCCCGUCUUCAUAUUUUUAAGAUGACAAGAUAAAGCCCUUUUGUUAUCAUAUAUAGUGAAGUUGUAAUAAAUGUCUUAAAAUUGUUAGAA
Messenger RNA from Ylistrum balloti, 1960 nucleotides. RefSeq names its product replication protein A 32 kDa subunit-like. Bases 66 to 860 code for a protein of 264 amino acids. Gene Ontology annotation, cellular component: DNA replication factor A complex; chromosome, telomeric region; nucleus. Gene Ontology annotation, biological process: DNA replication; double-strand break repair via homologous recombination; nucleotide-excision repair. The record is from RefSeq and is a predicted model, not a curated record. Lineage: Eukaryota; Metazoa; Mollusca; Bivalvia; Pectinida; Pectinidae. The transcript is spliced from 8 exons. Gene Ontology annotation, molecular function: DNA binding.